UCCACUUAGUGCUGCAGGCGCUUCAAAACACCUUUUAUCCUUCUUUCUUCUUGGAAGAAAAAAAAAGGAUAAUAGUUAAAUGUUUUGAAUAUUAGCGCUAAGCAAACCGUAUUUUUAAUUUGAAUAACUUGCUACAUUAAGGGCUGAUUGUUUCAACCCUUGGUAAGCUAACUAACAGUUAAACAGACAUGUGAUUUUAUAGCUGUUAGUUAGCUUAUCAGGAAAUUGGAACUGGCCUUAAAAGAACGUAUAACUGGUUUUGUAAUAAAUGCAAAUAAUAUAAAUAGCAGAGAUUUAUAGCGUGAAGUGAGGACUGGAAUUAUCGUUAUUUGAGGAAGUGGAAGAAGUGGAUACAUCGAGAAGAUAACAAGGAUAUAAGCCGUACUAUAAAGGCUAGUAAAAUAGUGUCAGACAGUCCGGGAAGGUUGAAGGCAUUAUAAAUAUUUGAAAAGAAAAUAAAUUGACCUCGAGAGGUUUUUUGAGCGAAGAACUGAAACGAAUGCAGGAUCACCGAACCUUGAAAAUUGAAGAAUUAUGAAGUGGAACAUCGUAAUACUGAUACUUAGCUUCCUGAUCAAACGUGAGAAUUGUCUCGAAAUAUAUCGACCGUGCGUUGCCAUUAUAGGAGGUGGCAUCGGCGGUGCGUCCGCCUCGCACUUUUUAACAGAGCUGUUAAAUGGCAAUUUAGACAUUGAUUUAUACGAAGCAAAAACCAUCGGCGGUCGAUUGGCGACUGUAAAAAUUGACAAUAAUGAGGUCGAGGCCGGCGGUGCAAUUAUACAUCCCAAGAACAUGUACAUGCAAAAAUUCGUCAAGCUUCUGGGUCUGGAGCACAAACUUCCCAAUGAUGAGAAGAACGGUAUAUGGAAUGGAGAUAAAUUUGUGUACAAGGACAGCAGCUACUACAUUGUAUCGCUGACAAAAUUAUUAUACAGAUAUGGUUUUCAGCUAUUCCACCUUAAAUGGUAUAUAAAUAAUAUAAUAGACGAUUUCGUGAAGAUAUAUGAACUACAAGAUGCUGGAAAGUCUUUUGCCAACGUCAGCGCACUGCUGUCGGCUAUGAACGAGGAAUUCCCGAAAUUAUUGCAGAUAUCCAUAAAAGACCAGCUGCUGCAAGCUGGUUUCACGACGAGGUUAAUUGAUGAAAUGGUGCAAGCAGCUAUUGUAGUAAAUUAUGGUCAGGAGACUGAUAUUCAAAGUUUUGUCGGUCUAGUAGCUCUGGCUGGAGUGGGUGCUGAUCUCUGGUCUGUUAAAGGAGGAAACAAAGGGGUGCCGGAACAUCUCAUCUAUAGAAAUAAAAAUGUGAAUGUAAUACCGAGUCGUGUUACGAAAAUCCGCAAUGUAGCAGACAAAAAUGCGAAGCAGUACGAAGUGACUUAUAUAAACAAAGAUAGCACCGAUCCAAUGACGUCUGAUUAUGACAUUGUAAUUAUUGCUGCGCCGCUUACAAGCGACCAUAAGUUUCCGAUAGAAUUCACAGAAUUCCCGGAUAAUUUAGCGUUUCCAGGAGCCUACCAAACGACAUACGCCACGUUCGUCAAAGCGGAUCUUAAUCCUCAAUAUUUUGGCCUGCAAGAACCUCUUGACGGUAUUUUAAGUUGCGAUCCCAACAAGACAAUAAUUAGUUCGGUGGGGGAAGUGAGUUCUGUGAACGGAUUGAGUAAAACAGAUUCGGGAGUUUGGAAGGUUUUUAGCAGGAAACCUCUGGAGACUAGUCUUGUACACAAGAUGUUUUCAAAUAUCAUCGAGAAGAAGGAGAUUGCUUGGAAAGCAUAUCCUCGCUACACCACUGACGUACCUCUCAACAACUUCAAGCUACACGAUGCAUUGUAUCAUGUCAAUGCGAUUGAAUGGAUUGCGAGUGCGAUGGAAAUUAGCGCAAUGGGAGGGAGAAACGUUGCCAUUUUAGCAUACAAUGAUUUUUUACAGAAAUAUAACUACUCAUUGAGUAUUGAUAUCCACACAGAUGCAACCAAGAAAUUGUUUACGGCUGACGAAUUAUAGCCAUGUUGUUUUUAUUAUUGUUAUUUCUAUCUUAUUUGUUCACUUAAAACUGUUUUUAAGUUUGAAAACGAAAUUGUUUAUUUGCAUAGAUAUGUCACUCAUAACAAGUUAAACGCUAAAAUAAAACAUCAGAGUAAA
Molecule: messenger RNA, 2142 nt
Organism: Ooceraea biroi (clonal raider ant)
Lineage: Eukaryota; Metazoa; Arthropoda; Insecta; Hymenoptera; Formicidae
Product: prenylcysteine oxidase-like
Biological process (GO): prenylcysteine catabolic process; prenylated protein catabolic process
Molecular function (GO): prenylcysteine oxidase activity
Source: RefSeq, a predicted model, not a curated record